UUCUCGACAUCAAGCAGUUCAUUGAGAUCUGCCGCCGCAAGGACGCUUCUUNCUGCCCGCAUCAAGAAGACCUCCGCCCAGCAGAUCAAGUUCAAGGUCCGCUGCAACCGCUACCUCUACACCCUCGUCCUCAAGGACCAGGACAAGGCCGAGAAGCUCAAGCAGUCUCUUCCCNCCUGGUAUGCGACCAAAAAAAAUCCCCCGAAUAUCAACACCCCAAGAGAGAGAGAGAAGAGAAAAAAAAACAGGCGAAACAAUUGGCUAACCACAUCUCGAAUUUCUACAGGUCUUACCAUCACCGACGCCCCCAAGAAGAACCAGAAGGGCAAGCGCGUCGCCAAGUAA
Messenger RNA from Aureobasidium uvarum, 345 nucleotides. Lineage: Eukaryota; Fungi; Ascomycota; Dothideomycetes; Dothideales; Saccotheciaceae. The record is from the annotation of a GenBank genome assembly.